AUGUAUCUGCCGCGGUCGCUAAUAUCGAAGCUCUACACGCACCUGCAAACCACUCGCCACCCAACGUCACCGCCAGUCCUGAUUCUCGUAGCCCUCGAGCCGGAUGCCCUCUGCGGUUGUCGCAUCCUGACCCAUCUGCUCAAACAUGACUACAUACCGCACAAGAUUCAACCCGUUGCUGGCUACAGCGACCUCGAAAAAGCCGGAAAGGAGCUCGUCAUGCCUAUGAUGGAAAGCCAGGGUGGCAGCGGAGGUGUAGUGGUAUGCUUGGGUGUUGGAGGCAUGGUAGAUCUAGGCCCGCUUCUUGGUCUGGAGCAAGAUGGCGAGGAGGCGCCGUACAGCGGGGUGGAAGUUUGGGUCAUUGAUGCCCGCCGCCCAUGGAAUCUGGGCAACGUCUUUGGUGGCUUUCCGCUAGAGGCUGCUUCUGAGGAGGAGAGUUCUUACCAGUCACGUACUCCGGUUGGUAUAUCCGGCGGUCAAGUUGGGCGUGCAUAUAAAUCUGGGAAAGGCGGAAUUGUGGUAUUUGAUGAUGGUGAUAUCGAAGAAGCGAUGGAAAAGGAACGCGACGCGUAUCUGGCCUUGGUCGAUAUGCCAGAUAUCGAUCACGACCAGGAGGCGCUACGCCUCACAGACGACGAUGACGAUGACGAGGACGACGAUGGCUUGGAUCUGGAACUUCCACGCGCCGGACAGAAAAGGAAGAGCUGGUCGGAUGGCCAUGAAGAUGAGUUGAGUGACGAUGAGGACAGACCACAUCAACGGCGACGAAGCAACUCUUCGAGUCCAAUAGCUGAUUCACCGCGUCGACCUACGCGUAGAGGGCUUGUUUCCGUACGCGACCCCGAAGCCGGACUAUCGAGCGAUGCCAUUGAGCCGCCUUCCGCCGCACAAGAGCCUCCACCGCCAUCCGCACGAGCUUUACGAAGACGCCUGUUGCGACUGCGCCAGGAAAAAGAGGCUGUUCUUCACAACUAUUAUCGGAUGGGCUCGUCGUUUGCAGAACCUAUUUCAUCAAUGAUGUACUCGCUGGCGUCGGAGUUGGGGAGAGAGGACAAUGAUCUCCUCUGGCUGACCAUUGUUGGGGUUACAUCUAUGGAGCUUUAUGGCCGGUCAUCUGCUGGCACCGCGGCGCCUAUACGCUCCAAUGACAGCAGCAGACCGUCGGGCUGGAUGGGUGUUCGAGGAGCAAGAUUACGCCAACUGCUCCGAGACGAAGUCAGACGCCUGAACCCCCCUGAAGUUACCAACGGUCGGGUCGCGCCAGAGAACGUUGGUGUGAUUCCAACAACAGCUAGAAAUCCUGAAGACACUGGUAUCCGGCUUUCCCCUGAGCCUAGAUUCCUUCUUAUCCGACAUUGGAGUCUGUACGAUAGCAUGCUACAUUCGCCAUAUCUAUUUUCUCGUCUCAAAACCUGGAGCGAGACGGGAAUCAAACGACUCCACAAACUACUGGCCAAGAUGGGUGUGAGCUUGGCACAAUGUAAACAAAGCUACACGCACAUGGACAUGAUGCUGAAGCGCGAGCUGCGGGCAAAACUCCUAAAAUACGGCUCGCUAUAUAACCUAGACGAGAUGGUACCGGCGGUAGAUACUGAUGACAAGGACCGGGCUGGUGCCAAGGACGGAUGGGGAUUUGUACGAAGCUGGGGCUGGAGAGCAACGCUCAGCGCUCAAGACGUUGGCGUUGUCAUUGGUGCCCUGCUGGAAGUCGGUAAACAUGCGCAAACGUCGGAAGUCGCCAUGCCAACUAGUCAACUUACCCAUGAUGCGGAGGACGAAAUAGAAUUUGCUGCGCAAGCGGAAGAAUGGGUUGGACGGUUCUGGGAAGCCUACGACGCAUUGGAAGACAUUGACUCUCUCAAAGCAGGCCUUCCUACAGCACAAUUCUUGCACCGCGCUAUAUAUCGAACGGGAACGUCACUCAUUAACAAGAAACAGAUCAAACACCUGCGGGCAUUCCGGAUGUGCGUUGUGAAGGACGGCCCAGACGUUGCCCUGUUCACACAUCCAGCUGCUCUAACGAAGCUAUCCUUGUGGAUAGGAGAAGCGCUCGCAGAGCAGGAGCGAGAAGCUCAUGGAAAACUUUCUCAUGGUGGACGAGGAACACCACUUGUGGUAGCUAGUCUAAACGAGAAGCGCAGUGUUUACAUUGUAGUUGGCACGGGGGGAGGCGGUGGGCCAGACACGACAUUCCUCAAUCGCGAGGCAGCAAAAAAGCGGCGAGCGGAAAGGGAGGCCAAGGCCAAGAGGAAGGAAGCCGCACGGUUGGCAAAGGAGAAGAUUAGGGAGGAGAAGCGCGCGGCAAGACGCGCAGCCGGUCAAGGGGAGGACGAUGAUGAAGAACUGGAAACAGAGUCUGAGGCUUCCGACUCUGAUCUGGACGAAGACUCGGAGGACGACGACGCUGAACCCGACAAGGGCUACGGCCUCAACAAAUUUGGCAGUGCGUUCCAGGAGGUGGUAUCGGAGACAAACGCGCGGGUGCGUAUUGACAGCUUUGAGCAUUGCGCCGUGGAAGUCAGGAAGGAGGAUCUGGGCGCUUUCUUGGAGAGCUUGAGCAUGAAGGCUGUGGUUGGAUAA
Messenger RNA from Metarhizium acridum CQMa 102, 2580 nucleotides. RefSeq names its product DNA replication initiation factor cdc45. Gene Ontology annotation, molecular function: chromatin binding; DNA replication origin binding; single-stranded DNA binding. Gene Ontology annotation, biological process: double-strand break repair via break-induced replication; mitotic DNA replication preinitiation complex assembly; DNA replication initiation. Lineage: Eukaryota; Fungi; Ascomycota; Sordariomycetes; Hypocreales; Clavicipitaceae. The record is from RefSeq and is a predicted model, not a curated record. Gene Ontology annotation, cellular component: DNA replication preinitiation complex.